This is a messenger RNA of Bursaphelenchus okinawaensis, 3003 nucleotides long. The record is from the annotation of a GenBank genome assembly. NCBI's taxonomy places the organism in Eukaryota, Metazoa, Nematoda, Chromadorea, Rhabditida, Aphelenchoididae.
AUGGCUAGUGGUAAUGCCAAAGCUAAAACUAUGAAUGGACUAUAUAGAGCUACAGGUAAGUAUAAGGCUAGGGCUAAGGCUAGGGCUAAAUUUAAGGCUAAGGGUAAGAUUGCGAGUAGAGCGAAUGCUAAGCCUAAGGUUAAGGCUAGAGUUAACACUAGUAUUAAGGCUAAAACUAAGGCGCAAGUUAAGGCUCAGGAUCAAGCUCACACUAAGUCUAAGGCUAGAGCCAAGCACAAGACUACACAGUGCGCCAAAACUUCUGUUACAAAACUUUACCGGUCGUUUUCUCUAUGUUGCUAAGACUAAAUCAAAACCCUACUAUCAAAGCCGGGCGCUGGUGAGGGGGGGGCGGUGGACGCCCCCCCCGAAAAAACUUUUUGAAAAAAGUUGAACGUGGUCUCCUGUUGAUUUUUCGAAACAAUUUUUUCGACCCCCGCCCCCAGACCAAAAGUGGAGUCCGGCCCUGCCCUGCCUACCAUACAAUCUAUUCAAAACAAGCUCGACAAUCAAAGCAUUGUCAUAUUCACCGACAUAAUAAGGUAACCCUUCACUCUUUCUCCUUACACCCUCUUCCCAGCGUUGUCCCUAACCCGGACGAAGCUAACCCUUAACCCCCUCCUCGCUCUUCCCAUCAACACUGAUUGUUCACUUUCCAAUCCUUUCACCUAUCUCUUUUACAUCCAACAUCAUAUACAUAUAUACAUAUUGGCGCCUAUUUUAAGCUAUAGCUUUCUUACGCGGUAAAGUUAAUAUUAUUUUCAUUAAUAUAAACUUAUUUUUGUUUAACUUGAUCCUUUUAUUUUAUAAAGUAUACGUCUAUAGAGAUCUCCUCAAGUGUGACAGCAAGUGUUGUCAUCAGAAUCUUUGGAUCAAUGUCUGUAAAAACAGUACAAUACAAGUUUGAUUGGUUGGUAAGGCAAUUUUUGAUUUUUUAAAAAUAUUUUACUAACUUUUAAAUUGAAAUUAAAAGCUUUUGUUUUUUGAAAUUAAAAAAAAAUUUUUAAUUUUAAAAAAACAAAAAUAUUGUUUUAGUUAUGGAGCUACUUGGUCGAUAACACCGACGACUUGGACACGUUAUAUAAGUUAAAGUUGGCUUCACAUAAACGAAUUGAAUGCCCAAAGCUGACAAGACUGUUAUCAUCGUUACCAUUCACAGACUAUUGCCAACAAGACCAUCUUUAUGUGAAAAGCAAAGAAGAAGCUCGUGAAACGUUUUUAAAGUAAGUUUGUCUUAAUUAAUACGCUUACAAAUUUAAAAUUGCGAGUUUAUUCGAAGAUUUUCUAUCAUUAUAUUAAACGAAAAUAGUUAAAAGUUAAAAAAUGACAAAGUUAUAAGCUUGAAACACUAUGCCAAUUUAGCUGGAAAUUCAAAACGCGACUUUUUGAUCUCUAUGUUCUCAAGUCUGGCCGCAAACCGCAACUUAGAAUUUUGCAUAAGGUCUUACAUUUACAUGAUCUUUCAAUAAAAAACAUUUAUUUAAUCUGAGCGUUGCAGGUCGGGUACCUUCCUUGUUAGUUGGGUACUUUCCUUGUAAGUGAAUCAUUAAAAAAACUUGUUUCAGUCUUGGACCUGCUUUUUUGGAAAACUACAAAAAACACGAAGUUACGGGCAUCAAGAAAUGGCUGUCAUGCCAAAGCCCAAACUACUAUGGCAUUCUAUACCAAGACCACGGUUGUUUAUAUCGCCCCAUAGAGAACAGUUUCGAGUAUGCACUGCCUGUUAGCCAAUUGCCUUACGAUGAAAACAUAAGCUACAGUUUGGUUUACCGUGAACGUCAUCGUUACCUUCAACAGCUCUAUCUUACCAUGUUCGACACGAGAACACACGAAAUGAGGGUUAAAAGAGUUGAGGUAAUAGAACGUUACGCUACCGUAUACAGUAGAACUGUGCAAUUUCCUGAAGACUGUUUACAGAGUAACGGCACGGUUUACUGUAGACAGACUCGUCAAAUGUAUGACAUGUUUUUUUUCGGAUGGUUUGAUUUUAAUAUUGAUGGUAAUGUCAUCUACUUUGAAUGUUGCUAUGAUAAGUACGGGAGCAGAACGUUGGUAUUUGAAGUAGAGGUUGAAGGAGAACAUUAUGUUAGGCUGUUUAAUGAGGCAGCGGAGGUCAGGUUUAGUAUGCCAGUUAAUGAAUAUCACAUGUCAGCGCAACCUUGUUAUAUUGACAACCCUAACAGUAGCUAUGGUGGGUACUUCAUGCUUUAUAAUGGUAGGUAUACGCUUUAAAUUCCUGUGUUAUAACAAUAUAAUAGACAGUCAAUAAUAAAACAAAUAAACCACCCUAAUAACAACUACCUAAUUACCAUUAUAAUGCCAUUACUUUUAGACCUUAAAAACACAGUUAUGCUUUACCACUGCGAUACUGAAAAGCAAUUGAUUUUGAAGAGACCAUUGAUGACAUUUGGUCACAAUAUCAUAGUCAACACUGACCUGGGACGAGUAAGUAACGACCACCUCUAUUCAUAUUAUACUUCUUGGCAAAUUUCAAUAACUUAGCCCAACCCUCAAUAUAAAAUAGAAUAAGCAACAAAAGACGUCUUUUCAUACAUUAUCCACCUUUCUUACAGGUUGUGUACUACAAUGACAUUACCCAAACAUGGAAUUUCUACUCCCGAACAGUUAAAAAAAUGAUUGGCUACCAAGGAGAGACACUGAACAUAGACAGAUGGAAUAAUGGAGAACGAGUACUUGUAACAAUACUGAGCAACACCGGUGAUGUGAUUCAAUACCUACUCUUUAUCACCGUUAUCGAAGGUACUUUUUCAAAAAUUAUUUUACCUGCGGCGGAGCCUCUGUAUAAGGAACCUCUAUAUAACAAACAACUUUUGAAUCCCCUAGCAAAUCGUUAUUUAAAGGUUUCACUGUAUUAUGCUUGAUUUCUAUAAUUUUUUGAUUCAGUACGACAGCUCAAGCUCACUAAAACCUUUUAUUUUAGGCAGCUUGCUUUAUAAAUCGUGGAAAAUAGCAUCGACUUUAACAUUUACCUCCGAACGGUGA